AUGUGGGCGUCGGAGAUGGCGAAGAGCAUGAUCAAGAUGCAGAAGUACAAGCAGCUCAUGUCCUGGCUGACGCUGCUGCCCGUCAUGGUCAUGCUGCCCAUCUUCCUCCUCGUCCAGGGGCUCAUGAUCUUCUGCAUCGCGCGCAUCCGGCGCCUCGUCCCGCUCUGCGGCCCCCAGGACCGGGAGGUGCCCGCCAAGGCCGAGAUCGAGCUCUACUACUUCCACGACAGCCCCUGCUGCGCGAAGGUGCGGCUCGCGCUCGAGGAGGUGGGCCUCGGCGGGAAGGUGCGCCUCGUCCACGUCGACAUCGGGCGCUACGGCAAGUACGACCACCUCAAGGACGCCCACCUCGCGCGGAACCCGACGGGCACCGUGCCCGUGCUCGUGCACCGGGGCACGCCGGUGCUCGACGCGUCGACGAUCGUCCGCUACGUCGAGGAGUGCCUCGACGGCGACGCGAGCCUCGUGCCCUGCGGCGCCGAGGAGAAGCGGCGCAUGGAGGCGAUCGUCGACGAGUGCGAUAUCGAUCUAAGGCCCAAGUCGCUGUCGAAGUUCGAGCACUGCUGGGGCAACGCGAUCGGCCUCUUCGGGCUCCAGUCCGUGUCCUACAGCCACAAGCACUACGGCUUCUCCAAGAACUUCUACGCGCUCAUGAAGCACCCGAACCCCAUGAUCCCCCUGAACCGCAUCCUCUUCAACCUCUUCUACCUGCGCAUCGAGCAGGGCAGCAAAAGAGAGCGAAAUUCCCAACUUCAAAGGCUCCGAUCUCGGCCGUUUUCCACUCGUUUUGGCUGA
Messenger RNA from Aureococcus anophagefferens, 795 nucleotides. RefSeq lists its product as hypothetical. Bases 1 to 795 code for a protein of 264 amino acids. The transcript has a single exon. The record is from RefSeq and is a predicted model, not a curated record. Lineage: Eukaryota; Pelagophyceae; Pelagomonadales; Pelagomonadaceae.